AUGUUCCUAAGUCUUUCUAUCUAUCUAAUAUGUCCCCAAGGUUAUCUUUAUAAAUAUAUUCCUAACUUUUUCUAUCUAUUUAUCUAUCUAUCCAAAUAUUUUCUUAAGUAUUUCUAUCUAAAUAUACUCCUUAGGAAUAUAUUUAUCUAUCUAUCUAUAUCUGUUCCUAAGUCUAUCUAUCUAUCUAUCUAUCUAUAUCUGUUCCUAAGUCUAUCUAUCAAUCUAUAUCUGUUCCUAAGUCUAUCUAUCUAUCAAUCUAUAUCUGUUCCUAAGUCUAUCUAUCUAUCUAUCUAUAUCUUCUAUCUAUCUAUCAAUCUAUAUCUGUUCCUAAGUCUAUCUAUCUAUCAAUCUAUAUCUGUUCCUAAGUCUAUCUAUCUAUCUAUCUAUCUAUCUAAAAAUGCUCCACUUUUUUCCAUAAAGUAUCUGGCUUUUACCUCUUUAUUUUUUAUUCAUUCUUUCUUUCCUCUCUUUCUCUUUUCUUAUCUACACAUAAUUUUUCCUUCUCCUUUUUCUUCCUUCAUAUUUCUUUUCCUUCCUUAUGUUCCCUCUUCAUUGUCUCUUUUUUAUUGUCACCGAUUCUUUUUUAUCAUUUCUUCUUAUUCCUUCAUAUUCCUUCUUCCUUCAUAUUCCUUCUCCUCCUUCCUUAUGUUCCUUCUUCAUUGUCUCUUUUUCAUUGUCACUGAUUCUUUUUUAUCAUUUCUUCUUCUUCCUUCAUGUACCUUCUCCUUUUUCUUCUUCUUUCAUAUUCCUUUUCCUUCUUCUUUCAUAUCCUUUUCUGUCAUCUUCUUUAUGUUCCUUCUUCAUUGUCUCUUUUUCAUUUCUUCUUUCUUCUUCCUUCAUAUUCCUUUUCCUUCUUCCUUCAUAUUCCUUUUCCAUCAUCUUCUUUAUGUUUCUUUCUUCAUUGUCUCUUGUUCAUUUCUUCUUCCUUCUCUUUCUUCUUCCUUCAUGUUCCUUCUUCUUCACUCUCUCUUCUUUAACAUUAACUUAUUGUUCCUUAUUCUUUUUUUUUAUAAUUUAUUCUGUUUUUUUUCUUAUUCUCAUUCAAUGUUUGCUCUCUUUUUCUUCUUUAUUUCCUUUCCAUUAUUCUUCAUUCCACCCACUUCCUUUUUUUUUUUUUAUUCAACAGAUUCAGUCAAUAAAUACCAAAUUUUUUUCAUUUUUUUUCUUAUUUUCCUUUUUUUUUCUUUAUUUUUUUGUCUUCUUUUUUCUUUCCUUUUUAAUUUCUUUUCUUUUGAUUUUCUUUUUUCUUUUUCUUUCCUUUUUAAUUUCUUUUUAUUUUAUUUUCCUUCUUUAUUUUCUUUUCCUUCUUUAUUUCCUUUUUGUCUUCUUUUUUCUUUCCUUUUUAAUUUCUUUCUUUUCAUUUUCUUUCUUUUCCUUCCUUUUCACUUUUUCUUUUUCUCUCCUCUUUCUUUUUUUCAUUUCUACAUUUAA
Acanthosepion pharaonis is the source of this 1431-nucleotide messenger RNA. The record is from the annotation of a GenBank genome assembly. NCBI's taxonomy places the organism in Eukaryota, Metazoa, Mollusca, Cephalopoda, Sepiida, Sepiidae.